UUGAAAUACCUGCUUUAACGAAACAGAAAGUACUUAACGAACAGUUAAACAACAAAAAUGUCCAAUAUCCAUGAUGAUUCAGCACAGGGUGAUCAUCAACCCACACAAACAAGAGAAGAGUUUAAUUCAAAGACAUACCCAGAAGAUGUUAGUCAUGUUGGAAGAGCCUUGAUAAUUAACAAUGACGAUUUUCAAGGAGAUGGACUUAAUGCUAGACCUACAAAGCGUGAAAAUUCUGGCAAAGAUCUUGCAGAAGUUCAAAAAUUGUUGUUGAGCUUGGGAUUUAAAUCCAAGGAUAUUGCUACGCGGCUAAAUUUGACCAAACAGGAAAUGAUUGCAGAAAUAGAGAACAAAGCUAAACUGGAUUACACAAACUAUGGCUGUUUUCUUUGUGUGGUAAUGUCAUUUGGGGAGCCUGGCAUUAUCAUUUGCCCUGGUAAAAAUGGAAAGGAUGAACGAUGUGAACUGAAACAAAUUCAGGCACCAUUCACAGGAGACAAGUGCAGGAGUUUGGCAGUAAAACCAAAGAUCUAUUUCAUCAUGGGCAACAACAACUAUGAAGAAAUACAUGCAUCAGAGGGUGGUGAAGGAUCAAGGCCACAAGUAAAACUGGAAACUAGAAAAAUUCCACGGGAGUGUCACUUUGUCACUCAAUAUUCUUCUGACCAUGAUCAUGGGCAGUGGAAACUGGGUAAAAUGUCACCAUACAUCUCGUCAGUUGUGGAGGCAUUCAACACACAUGUUUUGAAGGGAUCAGAAGACAUGGAUAUAUUAAAACUGAUGACUAGAAUCAAUAAAUUAAUGGUUUAUAAACAUGAAGCAGAAACUCCACUGGUAACAUCACUACUAACAAAACGUUAUCACUUCAGACCAAAACCGACCGAAACCAUUCCCAGACCACAAUGAAACAAACUCUGCUUUGUUGACCGUUUAAAACACCUUACAAAUUGCAUGUUUGCCUUUAGAUUAAAAGUGCUGGAAUAUAUAAGUAUCUUUAUCAAUAAAGAAAUACUGAUUUUGCUUGUAAGAAACAUAAUGGAAAAACCAAUAUUCUAUCAAUAUAUUUAUUUAAUCAUGACCAAAGACCUAGCGGGCCAAACCACAACAGAUAUACAACAUCUAUUUUUACAAACCUGUAUCAUUAAAAAAUCUAUGCAUUAUCUUAUAAAUCGGCAGCAUUUUAUUUUUGAAUAUUGAAAUCAAAUACUGUUGAAUGAAUUUUCUAUGCUUUGGUAUUGAAACUAUGCAUCUUAUCAUCUUUACAAAGAGACUAUAUUAGAAUUUAGCAUUGAUGGUCCAUCAUAAUAUAUAUGUUUAGUAUUUCAAAGUAAAUGAUUGAUUGAUUUUUUUGUAUUUUCAACCAAACAUCAAUAUUGUGCCAGAAGCAGUGGGUGGCACCACUUGAAUACAUUGACAACAUGGACAAAUGCAAAAUGCAUGCAGUUCCUAAUGCAGAUUAUCAAAAAAAAAAAGUUCUUUUUUUUGUCUCUCUACAUUGAGAUCUUUAUAGAGAUUUUCCUCAGGAGCUCUUUAGUUUUGAAGCAAUUCUCAUAUAAAAAUAAUGCUGACCACUAGAAACACAUUUUGAAUUUGAACACAAAACAAACAGAUGUCAUCUGUGUAUAGAAUUUGUGAUAAAGAAUGUAAAUAAAUAAAGUCUUAUUGUUUUAUAUGAAACAAAAUGAGAUGUAUAAACAUACCUAUAGGACCUCAGAGGACAGUAUACCUAGUAUGCCGAAACAUGUCAACUAUUAAACAGUUUUAAUUCUUCCUACAGAUUUGUCUGGUCCUUUGUAUCUAUUGUAUGUUAAUUGUUCCAUAUUCAUUCUAAUUUUGAUAUAUAAUUUUGUACAGACAGGAUUUUUUAUCUUAGAAGCAUUCAUCAGUGGCAGGUAAUGAGUUUUAUUGAGCUUGAACAUGUGCACAUAAAUAUGGAAGUAUAAAAAUAGUCAUAGACUACUGUACUUGUGUUAAGUGCAUGUCAGCACUGCAUAUAUCUACCAGGGACUUGUGUUUAGAGUUUGUCAGCACCGCAUACAUCUGCAACGGACUUGUGUUAAGAGUUUGUCAGCACCGCAUACAUCUGCCAGGGACUUGUGUUUAGAGUUUGUCAGCACCGCAUACAUCUGCCAGGGACUUGUGUUAAGAGUUUGUCAGCACCGCAUACAUCUGCCACGGACUUGUGUUAAGUGUUUGUCAGUGCCACAUACAUCUGCCACGGACUUGUGUUAAGUAUUUGUCAGCACCGCAUACAUCUGCCAGGGACUUGUGUUUAGAGUUUGUCAGCACCGCAUACAUCUGCCAGGGACUUGUGCUAAGAGUUUGUCAGCACCUCAUGCAUUUGCCAUUUGUAUCCUUGCAGUGGCAUAUGUCAAUCUUUGACAAUUCUACCAAAAUUGAAUUUUUUUCAGAAGUCAUGAAAUUGAUAAUCAUGUUUUUUUUAUUAUAAAUUCUAUUUUCAAAGUGUUGUGGCCUUCCUCAAAAACGAAAAAAAAAAAACUUAUCGAAAAUAUUAUUAUGUACUGUGGGGAAGACAAUUUCUGACUCUUUGUUAGUUGGUUAUCAAUUUAACAUUAUUCUCCUGCUGAAUAUAUUAUUGUUGUUUAGGAUGUCACACAAUUAUAGUAUAUUUACUGCGAUAUGUAUGCUGAUACUGUGUUACAGGUCAAUUGAGAAAUGCGUAGUGAAUCUUAACAUUGUCGCUAUCUCACCUGAGUUUGCCAGGUCAACCUGAUAUUGGCCAUAUCAUGACCUGCUCAAUUGGAAAAAGGCUAGAAUCAUCCGAUAUUUCUUUGAUUUUUUUUAGAGCAUAAAAUUCAAUUUUGGAACUAAUAUAGUGGAAAUAAGGUUCAAACAUUACAUAGACCAUCAACUAAACAGUCAUAUAUAUAGAUGUGAGACCUAUACAAUAGAAUCAAUGACCAUUUAAAACACCCUGUCAUUCUUGAUUAUGGAGGUCAUGGACAGAUAUCGGAGGUUGUUGACAUUUGAUUUAAUUACGAAAGUUUGUAGACAAACCAACAAGUUGGUUGCUAGCAUAACAGUGAUAAUUUUGUUUCAAGUAUGAUAUAGAAAUAAUCAUUUUAAUGUUAUUUUUUUUUCAUUAAGACUAUCACAAAUGACUUAUGAAUUUUGAAUGUGUACAUUUCUGUUGUUUUGUCGUGUAUUAUGUAGUUUUUUUUUCACUAAGUGCCUAGAAAAUCCAUCUGAAUUAUUAUGGUGAAAUUAUCAAUUUUCGUGGAGAAUUUUUUUUAUUGAAUUUAUGGUAAAUCUUAAUCACAAAUUUAUGUCUUAAAGAAAUUCUGAACAGGUAGAAAUUGGCAUAAUUUAUAGUAUCAUUAGAUUUUGUGAAUAAGUUUUAAUUAUGAAAUCAAAGUUCCAACAAAAAUGCAUGUUAUUCUAAAUCUAUGACAUUUGAGCCCUACAAAAAUAUAUGAUUUUAUGAUAUGCAAAGUUUAUUCUGCAAAAUGCCCAGGGAAAUAAGAUAAUACAAUAUAACCCUAGCAGUUGGAGUAAAGCUUUUUGCAAUAUUUAUACUGAAGUCCAUACUUGCCAAUAUUUCAGUACCAAAAGAAACAUUCCAUUCAUCAUUAAGCCUGUUAGUCCUAUUCACACAGAGGUUGAUAUUUUAACAUAGUACAUCACCAGUAAUGUUAUAUUCCAGGCAACUCAUGGUUCAUACCUAAGACUAUUAAAGUGAUCAUAAAAAUGACACUAAUUAUAUUUUUGUAAAACUUUUACAAGGAAUACUGGUCCUUAUUUGGUCAAGGUGUUUCAAAUAAAAUGUUCCUAUAUGUAUGUGGCAGAGUCAAUAUGGGUUUGGAAAUAUUUAUCACUUACCUACUUACAGUCAAACCUGUCUGUAAAGGCCACCUUUAUAUAGAGAGGGAAAGUGAGCAUAACCCAUGUAAUAUCAAGGAAGAGUCUUGUUGAUAUCCGGUAAUGACUUGUAAGCUGGUAUUUUUCACCUUCAAAUGCUUUUAAUCAUUCCACUGUACAAAAAGUGUGAUAAUUUUGAAUCUAAAUCCAUCAAUAGGAUUUAAAAGCUUUUUAAAAGGAUUAACAGACUUUGUAUUCUGUUACUAGCUCAGCAAAUUGUAUGGAGGAACAUAUUGAACACUUUAUGAAUAUAGAAAACAUGCAUAAUUUGUUUCAUCAUUCUAUAACCAAAAAGAGAAGGAAAAGAAGUAUGAACUGGGAUGAUUAACAUACUUAUUUGAAGGCAUCAAAUGAAUUAAAAUUAUAUAUAUAUAUGUAUAUAAAUAACAGUGCUUUAAAUCCUUACAUUUUUUGUAGUUAUAACAUAACAACAGUUAAUCUUAAUUGAUUUACAUUCACGUGAAUUGUUCAUUUGAUUUAUGAAUUUAAAGAAGGUUGAUGAUUCUUACCUGCCGAGUAGUAUUUUGUAAUACUUUGUUACUGUAUAAUGUACAUAUGAAGUAUGGUUGAUGCAAGUAAACAAAUUAUAUAUACAGAA
Molecule: messenger RNA, 4477 nt
Organism: Ylistrum balloti
Lineage: Eukaryota; Metazoa; Mollusca; Bivalvia; Pectinida; Pectinidae
Product: caspase-7-like
Exons: 6
Coding region: 58-906 (282 amino acids)
Biological process (GO): apoptotic process; proteolysis
Cellular component (GO): cytoplasm
Source: RefSeq, a predicted model, not a curated record